UUGGCCGUAGAUGUCGCUCUGGAGGCGAAGUGACGCCUUGCGGAGCUGCCAGUCGCGACUCGCGAGCAGAGGACGCAGCUGUCACGCGCUGCACCAACAGUCCAUCGAGGCCAAUCGGUUCGAAUGAGGAUUUGGUCGUAAAAUGGGAAUUAAUUUAAAAUUCUAAACAAAUAAGCUAGCCAUUCGCGAAAUUUAAGUCGUAGCCUGGCGCGUAUCGUGCUCCUCGUGUUUGGGCUCGGCGUGUUACCGGGGAGACUGUAGUUGAGCAAAAAGCCACACUCUGGAGAAGUGUGGUGGAUGUCUUAAGCGCACCGUUAAGGAAUCGAAAAGCACUUGGACAUUGUUUUACAACUACGAACUGAAGCGGCCAUCGUCAUAAGAGCCAAUCCAAACAUGGUCACUACCAAGGAAACUGUUCUGAAUCCUAAUGCCAAAGUGUGGCAGGAGAUUCCUGCCCACCAGAAUGACAUGUCGGAGGGGACAGAUAAUUCCUCUUGGUUGCAGACCUAUCCUCACAAUCCUGACAUGACUCAAGAGUACCCUGAUGUUCUCUCUCCUGUGGGAAAAGGAUGCGACUCGGACUAUGCCGACAACACUGACUACGGCUGUGUGCCGACAGAGGACAGUGUGAAUGAUACCGACACAUUUGAUGCAGGGUAUUUCGCUAUUAACCCACAAAGUGAGGCAACUUUUGAUAUCAACCAAGUACAACCUAUGUCGGAGAGUUUAAGAGAGUCUUUAAAGAAAAAGCUGGAGUUCUGCUUUUCAAGAGAGAACCUAUCAAUUGACCACUACCUGAUAUCUGAGAUGGACAGUGAUCAAUUUAUUCCAAUUUGGACCGUAGCAUGCAUGGAGGAAAUCAAAGCCCUCACCAAUGACAUGAAUCUCAUUGUGGAUGUACUGAGAGAAUCGCCAUUGGUUCAAGUUGAUGAGGCUGGAGAGAAGGUUCGUCCAAAUCACAGUCGCUCCAUUAUUAUUCUGCGAGAGGUGCCAGAGACAACACCAGUAGAGGAGGUGGAGAAUCUUUUUAAAAGUGAACAGUGCCCAAAGGUGUUAAGUGCUGAAUUUGCACACAACAGCAACUGGUACAUAAUGUUUCAGUCUGAUAUGGAUGCACUUAAGGCUUACAGAUAUCUGCGCGAAGAAGUGAAAGUGUUUCAGGGGAAGCCAAUCAUGGCUCGUAUCAAGGCAAUCAACACAUUUUUCAGUAAGCCGGGCUUCAGUAGUAUUGACCCGAGUGUGUACAACCAGCAGGCCCAGCCCCACGUUGCAUAUGGCUCCCCUUUAUACAUGCCGCAGGUGUACAGUGCUCAGCAGCAAUACCCAGUCUAUCCGGCCCUGGCCCAGCCCUGGAAUGCUACAACAAUGCCUUACUUUGAAACGCCUCUGGCACCAUUCCCAAACAACGGAUUCAUGACCGCUUACAACAGUGUGGGGAACUAUAAACCAAAUUCAAUUCCCUUGUGCAGGAACCGGAAUCAUUUAAAGGGACAAUUGAGGCCUGGUGACCCACUCACAUCUCCAUUAAUGGCUCCUCCAGCUCUGAUGGAUGGCUUGUUGAGACCAUUGACCUCACAGCCUCUUCAGAACCCUGGGACCUUGGUUGAAAAUACUUCAGCUAGGAUACCUUCCCUAGCCCCCAAAAACACUUUACCAAAAGAUACCAUACACAAUGGGGAUUUGUGCGGAGAUGGACGAGCUAGGAGAAGUAACUACAGAGGCAUGAGGAGAAAAAGAGAUGAUGAACAUGCUAUGUUGCCUAAAUUAAUAUCGCAGAAGCCAAAUCCUGUGACAGAAGUCGAGGCACCACCUCCACCAAAUUUUGACCUGGCAGCUUCCAAUUUCCCUCCACUGCCAGGAUGUGUCUUUAGUGUAAUGGAAGAGAAGACACCAGAAAUGCGUUUGUCUGAUGUUGUACGUGGUCUAAAAUUGACCACUCAGGUUGAAUGCAAUAAGAUAAAUGAAAAUAAAACUUCAAACAUCUCAGAACCUCCAGCUCCAAGUCCUGUUAGCCAAGAUGUCACACCUUGUCCAGUGGCAUCACAAACAGCCGAGCCUAUUACAAGCAUUUCUUCAACAGUCGAGGAGGAGGUGGGUGAGGCUAGCACUACUAUUCCAAAGGAAGAAGAGUCAUCGGCCAUUAAGUCUGUCACUCCAACUGAACGCGUUCCUUCCACUGAGAUGGUCUCUGAAGUUGCAACUCCCCUGUUUCACACCUCAGAACAGGAGCCCAAAAAGCUGAGCUACGCAGAGGUCUGCCAGCGGUUUGCUAAGGAUGGACCACCAGCACAGACACCUUCUCCGGUUCCCCCUGCCGCUGCUGUCGUUCAGCCCCUUCAAGAGCUCAAGGUAAACCGAGGAGAGGAGCCCCGUCCCAAUAACAGGCCCGCCGCAGAUAAAUCGGACAAACGUGGAGAUGGCUGCCCUUCUCGUCAAACCACGCGCACAUUUUACGGCUUUAAUCGAUAUGCUCGAAAUGGAGGUGCGGGGAUGAAGAUAUGGGAGCAUCCCAGAAACACGGGGGGAAACGCAGGCAAACCCUUCUCCCCUCAGCGUGGAAUCAGGAGGAGUGGCAAGGAACAGAACAUACCCCCAAGGUCAUCAAAAUUAAGUGAACAAUCUUGAAACCAUGAUGAACUGAGACAUUAAUUUUUAUUAUAAGAAUAUUACUAAAAGAUAGACUGUAAAUAGGAAUAUUUUAGUUUUAAGAUGCUUCUGACAGAAGUCUUGUGUUGGCUUGUGUAAAUUUUUCUUAAACGAUGCCCUUCUCAUUUUCUGAAUUAUUACUUUUUUUUUUUUAAUGAGCUUUAUUCAUUUGUGUAGUUUGUGUGGCCGGUCAAGCCAUUGCAGUGACAAAAAAAAAAAAAAAAAGAUAGCAUCUCAACAUGAAAAAAAGGAAAAAAGUCCACCAUUAUUGACGGGUAGCACAUAGUCUAUAGCAGCAACAUGAAGUGCAUCUGAACUAGAAAUGUUAAAAGGAAAAUUGAGAGAGCCUCUUUUGAGCAACAGAAUUUAGAAGUUGUAAUUUUUUUUUCCUGGCAGUCAUGCUGCUUUAACUUGUCAGGUGGAGGCAUUGGUGAAUUGCAAAGUCUUUCAGCCUUUGUGAGUUUGUCUUUCACUACUAGUGGGUUUCCAGUUAUGGAGUAAAAUAGUCGCCAACCUCUGAAAUAAGGUUCAAUGAACUGUAAAUGCUUAUGGACUCCAGAGUAUUUUGCUUAAUAUGUUGCUUCUAUAGUUUUGUCCACUGGGAUAUCUCACAAUGCUCGGUUGCAGUUUUGAUGGCAGCUUCGUAAUGUUCAAAUACAAUACCAGUGGCAUUCUCUGAAUAUGUUCAUGAUGAUUAGCAUGCUAUCACAUAUUUUCCUUCAGUGAUUUAUGCGACACUAUUUUCGUGGUCAACGAGUUAAAAUGACUUUUCACGAUUAUGUUGAAAGUGCUGAAUAGCUUUGACUUAUGUUUGUAGGGUUUUGCCACAUUGCACCCAUUUUUUUUGUGUGUGACAAGUUUAAGGCAAUACUGUUGAAAAUGACAUUUCCUGUUUGUAAUAAAAAUGAAGGUCUAAUUUUACUUUGUCAACAUUUAUAGACCCUAAUCACAAACUGCUUCAUGGGUCGAGCUACCUGUUUUGCUCAACAGAAGACCAGUUAUGUACCUUUUUUUUAAUAGACUUUGUUUUGAACAUAAUGUGACCCGAUACUUGGACUAACAUGAAACAUGUAUUAAGAAUGAAAUUUAUGUUGAUAAAACAUGUCAUGUAAAAGUAAUCAACCUGUCAGGUGUGGCUGUACAUGUUAAUGCUCUUUGAUUUCUUUUGACUCUUGAAUGAAUGUUUUUAAUGUUAUACCACUUUUCUGUUUGAUUUUAUGUGGUAGUUUUUUUUAAAGUAAUUACUACUGUAAUAGAUGUCUGUUGUGAUAUUUCAGUGUUUAACUUUAGGUUAUGUUGAAUAUUUGGAAAUAGCCAUAGGUGUUAGCAGAGAAAUAUUUUACUGUACUUAAUGAAAUGGAUUUUUUGUCUAAAUGCAAAAGUGUUUUUUUUUUUCUUUUUUUCCCCACUAUAUAUUCAAGUGGGCUUGUUAACAAUCCAAGGUCUGGAGUUCAAACUUUUCAAAAAUUGUAAAUCAUUUAGCGUUCAGAUGAUAAAACUCAUCCCACUGUG
Syngnathoides biaculeatus (alligator pipefish) is the source of this 4158-nucleotide messenger RNA. RefSeq names its product La ribonucleoprotein 4Ab (gene larp4ab). The transcript is spliced from 15 exons. NCBI's taxonomy places the organism in Eukaryota, Metazoa, Chordata, Actinopteri, Syngnathiformes, Syngnathidae. The coding region runs from base 394 to 2625 and encodes 743 amino acids. Gene Ontology annotation, cellular component: cytoplasmic stress granule; cytosol. Gene Ontology annotation, molecular function: mRNA 3'-UTR binding. Gene Ontology annotation, biological process: positive regulation of translation. The record is from RefSeq and is a predicted model, not a curated record.